Molecule: messenger RNA, 6170 nt
Organism: Chlamydomonas reinhardtii
Lineage: Eukaryota; Viridiplantae; Chlorophyta; Chlorophyceae; Chlamydomonadales; Chlamydomonadaceae
Exons: 24
Coding region: 156-5873 (1905 amino acids)
Biological process (GO): endoplasmic reticulum mannose trimming; carbohydrate metabolic process; mannose trimming involved in glycoprotein ERAD pathway
Cellular component (GO): endoplasmic reticulum; membrane
Molecular function (GO): mannosyl-oligosaccharide 1,2-alpha-mannosidase activity; calcium ion binding
Source: RefSeq, a predicted model, not a curated record
GAGGUCAGGCUUUCUGCGCAUUUAAUAGUCAGACGAAGGAGGACGAAAAACUCGCGCGUAACAGACCUUCCUAUGGGCUCCAGAGGCUAUCUUAAUAUGCUUCCAACAAUACACAGAGAAAUAUUAUGUGAGCGUUGAACUACAGCUUAGCUAGGAUGGGACGACGCGGUCUUGUUGCAGCGGUGCUGUGCUGCGCCCUGCUCUGUGGGCCGGAGCACUGGUAUGUUGAUGCAAAGGUUCCUGGAAAGCUUGUGAAGGCGAUCUGGGAUGAUGCGAGCACUCAGACUGAGGUAGAUGCUGCUGAGGUGAAGCGGCUCAGGCAAGAGGCCUGGGAAAUGUUUGACCACGGCUACACAAACUACAUGAAGCACGCCUUUCCCAAGGACAACCUGCUGCCCAUCAGCUGCGGCGGGAAGGACUGGCAGGGCGGGCUUGCCAUCACCCUGGUGGACUCCCUGGAUGCACUCAUGCUGCUGAACCGCAAGCAGGACGUGCUGGACUCCAUGGAGCUGGUGCGGCGGGAGCUGCACUUCGACAAGGACAUCAAGGUGCACGUGUUCGAAACCGUGAUCCGCGUGCUGGGCGGGCUGCUGAGCGGCCAUAUGCUGCUGGACCGGAACCCGGGCAUGGUGGAUGCCGCAGACCCACAUGCGGCGGCGGCGGCUGCGGCGGCGGCACUGAACCGGACACAGCAGGCACAGCACCUGGACCCGGCAGAGGCGCAGGCGCGGGCGCGGGGUGCUGGCGACGCGCACUUGUUAGGGGGCGGGGAGGUGUCGGCAGGAGGGCAGCACGCGGAGGAGCAGCAGCUGGAGCGGCGGCAGCGGGAUCAGGGGCAAGGCUGGCAGGAGGGCAGCAGCAGUGCGGAGCCGGGUGAGCACGGCGGGGGGUCAGAGGGCAACGGCGCUGGCCCUGACACUGGCGCUGCCACUGCUCCUUAUACCAGUCCCGGUGACGAGUCCACCAGCAAUAGCACCAUCACCAACGACAACAGCACCAAUAGCAGCAGCCAUCGGCAGAAGCCCAGUGCGUACGACGGCAUCUUCCUGCGCAAGGCGGUGGAGCUGGCGGACCUGCUGCUGCCGGCCUUCGACACGCCCUCGGGGCUGCCGGCGCUGUUCGUGCACCUCAAGACGGGCCCUGUGCACGACAGCUUCAACAGCACCUGCACCGCCUGCGCUGGGACCCUGCUGCUGGAGCUGGGCAUGCUCACAGCGCUGACGGGUGACCCGGUGUACCUGGAGAAGGCGGAGUUUGCAGCCAAGGCGCUGUACGACAGGCGCAGCCGGCUGGGGCUGGUGGGCGCUUCCCUCAACGUGGUGAACAGCCAGUGGGCCAGCCGCGAGAGCACCAUUGGGCCGGGCAGCGACAGCUACUACGAGUACCUGCUCAAGGCGUACCUCAUGUUCGGCAAGUCGGAGUACCUGGACUGGUUUGCAGAGCUGUACGGCAGCACCAUGAGGUGGAUGCAGAUCCCCGGCACCUUCAAGGGCUACAGCUGGAUGGUGGAUGUGCACAUGGACAACGGCCGGCUGUCGCGGCCCUUCGUGUCCAGCCUGGGCGCCUUCUGGCCCGGCAUGCAGGCGCUGGCAGGCCAGGAGCGCGAGGCUGUGGAGCUGCACGCCAACUUCACUGCGGCCUGGCGCACCUUCGGAUGGCUGCCCGAGGUGUUCGGCAUCGACCUCAGCAAGGUGCACCCCGAGGACCCCGGCUACAACCUGCGGCCCGAGCACAUCGAGUCCACCUACCUGCUGCACUGCCUCACGCAGAACCCGUACUACCUGCGGGUGGCCUCCAACAUCCAGUCCACGCUGCACGCCCACAACCGCGUCCAGUGCGGCUACACGCAGAUCAACCACGUCGACACGGGCGAGCACGGCGACCUGAUGGAGAGCUACUUCCUGUCCGAGACGGCCAAGUACCUCUACCUCAUGUUCUCCGACGCGCCCGGCCUGAUCGACUACUACGUGCUCACCACGGAGGGCCACCUCAUGCCGCCCGUGCCCCACCCCGACAGCCUAGACCUGGACCGGCUCCGGCGCAGACACGUGCGCCGGCAGCGGCGGCGAGGCCAGCAGGCAGCGACAAAGGAACAGGGCGCGGGGCAGCAGCAGCAGCAGCAGCAAGGCGAGCAGGCGGGCGCGGUGACGCAGGAGCACCACGGCAAGCCUGGUGGCGUGGCGGCGGUGCGUGCGGCGGUCGAUGCCAUCUUCGCGGCGGUGGCGGCAGUGUCCGGUCACCAUUCGCACCAGCAGCACCAGCACCAGCACGCGCCCAGCACCCACGCGCGGGGUGAGCAGGUCGAGUCCGCGCAACACCAGCGCCAGCCGCAGGACCAGCACCCACACGAAGGGGCGGUGGACCUUGAUGCAGCCGCGGCUACCGUUGCCGCGGCCGCGGCGGCGGCGGCGUCCACUGCCGGCGGCGACACAGCCACAACUGCGGCCGCAGCUGCGGCUGCCGCGGCGGCUGUAGCAGCACUCGCGGAGGGCGCUGGCGGCGGCAGUAGCAGCAGCGGCGGCAGCGGCCAGUGGACACCGGAGAGCCUGGCGGCUGCUGUGCACGCACUGCGUCAGGCGGCGGAGGGCAAUGAGUCGGCGCUGACCGGACACGGCGCCGCCUCCUCGCAUGCCGCUGGCGAGGAUGGGAAUGACGACGCGGACGACGAGGCGUGGGACGAGGCGGGGGACGAGGCCGCUGAGGGGGAUGCUGCGGCGGGCGGGUGGGCGUCCGAGCUGCCAGUGCCGCAGCCGGUGCCGGAGAACUGCGCCAAGAUUUGCACGCCGCCGCCGGAGGCGGAGCAGGCCGCGGAGGAGGCCCGCCUGCGCGCCGCCUUCCCGCUGCUUGGCUUCCGCCGCCGCGACGCAGAGCUGGUGCGGCACCGCCGCUGUGUGGCCUGCUGCGUCGUCACGGCUCGCAUCGCCGACAACCCGCCGCAGGACGACGCAUCCCGUGCGCGCAUCAUGAAGCUGCCGCGUGAGAGCAUCGACGAGGUCACCAACCAGCAAGACGGCCAGCAGCAGCAGCAGAACCAGCACGUGCUGGCGCAGGUGGUGUGCACCAUCAAGGUCUUCCGGGAUGGGUCCCUGUCAUGCAACAAUGUGCGAGGCGUCACACCACACGAUGCGCAGCACGGCGUUCCGUACAACGCGGUCAUUCUUCAAAUGUCGGCUGUUCCUGAUGACCCACAGCAGCAACAGAAGCAGCAGGGACAGGGGCAGACAGCCGGACAGCAGCACAAGUCGGGCCGGCAGCAGCAGCCGGGGCAGCCGCCGGCGCCCGACUAUGGCUUGGUAGCGGUGCGGGGCGGGUUGGGUGGCGAGACGUCGCUCGUGCUCGAAGCCAUGACCGCACACUAUGGGCCCAUCCUCGCGGACGCGACGCCCAAGUGCUUGUCAGAGCUGCUGGCAGCGCCCGUGACGCAUCUAGCAGGCGGCUGUGAUGGACACCUGCAGAGCCCUCUUGAGGUGCCGCUGCUGCUGCACCGGUGGCGUGGGUCGGGCGGGCAGCGCAUCGGGCGUCAGGGCGGUGGCACCUGCCCCGCCUACCUGCGCCGGCGGAUGAACAAGUUGGGCCGGUCCACGGCACCCGUAGGCAAGGUGCGGAAGGGCGAGGACCCGGAGUGCGGGCUCGUGUCCGACCUGGGGCCAUGGACGCGUCCGCCCUACGGCUCGGGAGCGGAGGGCGGCGGCAGCCGGCCGGUCAGGAGGCGGCGUCAGCCGCUGCAGGUGCAGGUGGAGGUGGAUGCCGCUGCGGAGGUGGCGGAGGUGCCGGUGGCGGCCCUGGGUGCGGAGGCGGUCCAUGGGACUGGCCAGGAGGCUGAGCCGCAAGAGCAGGAGCAUCCGGUCCAGCUCCAACACCAGAAUCAGGACCACGACCAAGAUGAGGACCAGCAUUACUUGCAGCUCCAACACCAGGGUCAGGACCAGCACUUGCAGUACUACCAAGAACCGGAACCGCUGGAGGGCCUACCGCCCGACGGCUUCGCCAGUGUUGACGCCUUCUUUUUGGCAAGAGACGCCGAGCUGCUGCGUGAGCAGCAGCAGCAGCAGGAGGGGCAGCAGCAGGGGCAGCAGUUACAGCAGGGGCAGCAGCAGGAGCAGCAGCAGGACGAGGGGCAGGGCCGGGACGAGGAGGAGAGGCGCAUCAGCCCGCACCACCUCAGCCGCAUGGACCCAGACGGGGACAUUCCCCCCAUGGAGUAUGUGCAGCUGUACCAAGAAGUGGAGCCGCUGGAGGGCCUGCCGCCCGACGGCUUCGCCAGUGUUGACGCCUUCUUCUUGGCAAGAGACGCCGAGCUACUGCGAGAGCAGCAGCAGGGCCAGCUGGCAGCACAGCUCGAGCAGCAGCACCGGCUGCAGCAGGAGGAGCCGCAGAACGCGGUGGCGAUUCCGGGACAACACCAUGAGGAGCAGGAGUAUGAGUACGACUGUGACUGCGGAGCCCACUUGGCGCCUGCGACUGUGGUGCCCAGAGCACUGCCGGCUGCAGGUGCGGCUGCGGCGCAGGCGGCGAUUGCGCCGGCAGCGGUUGCGGGCGAGGUAGCGGUGCAGGAGGACGACGACGGCGGCGGCAGCUGCGGCGACCCGGACUCCUACGACAUCAUUGACAUCUAUGUCGAGGACGACGAAGAGGACGACGAUGAUGAGGGGGUGGGCGAGGUGGCGGCAAUAGACAGCGGGCCGGACCGCGGCUUGGGGAUGGUGCCAGUGCUGCCCGGAGACGUAGACCUAGACUCCCAACAGCACGAGCACCAGCACCAGCACCAGCAGCCUCAGGAGGGCGCUGGAGCGGCGACGCCCGAGGGCAACGUGAAAGCCGGAGGCCAGGGCACCGCCCCAACCCCGGUCCCGGCGCAGCCCGAGGCCCCGGCGCAGUUGCCGGUCGAGCCGCCGGCGCAGGGUCGUGCGGAGGCCGCUGCCAAGUCGGCAGCGCGCCGGGCGCAAGAGGACGACGAGGAUGAGUAUGAGGACGAUGAUGAGGACGAAGAGCUAGUUGACCAGCCGCUGUGGCGCUGGUCCAUAGAGUCGCACCACGACGGCGCGUGCGCGCACGCGCCCACCGCCACCGGGGCCCUGGUGCUAGCGGAGCCGCGGGACGGCUGCGAGCAGGCCGCGAACCCGGCGGCACUGGCAGGCGCAGUGGCAGUGGUGGUGCGCGGCGGCUGCAGCUUUGUGGCCAAGACACUCAACAUGCAGGCCGCAGGCGCUGUAGGGGUGCUGGUGCUGAACACGCAGCCGCCCGGCGAGCUCCUCAACAUGGCCGCGGACGACUCCGGCCAGGAGCCCGAGAUCCCCGCGCUGCUGCUGGGCGGAGCCGAGUCGCGCCGCCUGCUGCAGGCGCUGGCGGCGGCCGGCGUGGCAGGCGAGCCGCCGCCGGUCGGUAGCAUGGCGGCGCUGCCCCACCACAUGAUGGCGCCCGGCGGCCCGGCGCGGAGAUUGAUCUCCGGUGCCGCGCAGGCGCCCGCCGGGCAGGGUGCCGCGGCCGGGGGCGGCGGCGGUGGCGCUGAAGGCACUUGCUCCGCAGCGCCUGUGCAGGGCGGCGGUGCCGUAGGCGCUGGCGCUGACAGCUCCACCACGCCGUCUGAAGGCGGCGGCGGCAGCGGAGGAGGAGCAGGAGGAGGCAAUAGUGCUGGCGGCAGCGGUGGCGGUGGCGGCGGCGGCGGCGGUAACCAACUAAGCACGCGGCUGGACUUGUUGGUGCCCAGCGGCUCGCACGCCUUCCUGCAGGCCAACGUGGUGGCCAAGGGCCGCAACCUGCAGCACCUGUUUGAGAGCGUGUUGGCGGACGGCCGCGCGGUGCUGCUGCUGCAGCAGAUUGCGCAAACAAACGCGAAGCAGGUGAUCGCCUCGAUGCGCCAACGAAAGCCGUGACCAUGGGGACGAAACGACGCGCGCUGGCGAAGCUGGCUCGCAGUGUGUUCAUAUUGUGCGGCAGGAUGAGAUGACGUGAUUCCUGGGGGCGCAUCAGGUUUGGGAGGGUUUUAUGAGCGCGCAUGCAUGCAGGGGUGGGAAAGAGGUUGUGUGAAUGCGAAUCUCCAGGCCGGGACAGGGGAGGAAUGAGCGAUCGGGAGACGGCGGAGGAGCAGUUGCAAUGGAGGCCUCGCUUGGCCUCCCCUGAGCUGUUGCUGCGCGAGCAGAGCAGCACUCGCUCUGUAAGAGCUGCACUUU